Rhododendron vialii is the source of this 906-nucleotide messenger RNA. RefSeq lists its product as uncharacterized. Lineage: Eukaryota; Viridiplantae; Streptophyta; Magnoliopsida; Ericales; Ericaceae. Bases 183 to 635 code for a protein of 150 amino acids. The record is from RefSeq and is a predicted model, not a curated record. The transcript has 2 exons.
UCAAAGCAGUAUCAGAUGUAUAUCAUCAAGAUCGGGUCCUGCAAUUUUUGCAAGGUUUGGAUAGCUCUUAUUCGAACUUGCGGAGUCAAUUACUGCUUCUCGAGCCAUUGCCGUCCGUUCAGAAGAUUUAUUCUCUUAUUCAGCAAGAAGAAAAGCAACGUGAAUUACAUCAUGCUCCAGCCAUGGUUCCUGAAGCAGCAGCUCUUAUCGUUGCUAAUAGGAGUAACAGUGCACCAAAAGGUCCGAAUGAUUUGCAAUAUCGGUCUCGCAGACCUCAUUGCAACUAUUGUGAUCAGGAUGGGCACAUAGAAGCAAAGUGUUAUAAGAAGCACGGUUACCCUCUUAAUGCAAAGAAGAAAGGUUCGCAGACUCGUGCAAUUGGUUCGUUUGUGCCUGCUAAUGAAUCUUCUGGCGGGUCUUCGAGUCAAACUCAUAGGAAUAACACUUUUGCUGCCACAAUUGAGCAUGUUGCUGCCACACCCCUAGAUACUAAUUACAUGCAACCUUCUGCUCCAAUCACUCAAGGCCAAUAUCAACAAAUUCUUGCCAUACUUUCUUCAGGUACUUCUACCUCCACGGCGAAUCUUGCAGGACCAGUCAACGAAGAAGAAGAUUGGAAUGGGCAGGAUGCAUGAUGGACUUUACCUCCUUCAACCUCCUCAAGCCUUUAUGGUCUCUUCCACCUCGUCUUUUGAUCUUUGGCAUUGGCGCUUGGGACAUCCUUCUCAUGAAAGAAUAAAAUCUUUAGCAACAGAUUUUGAUUUCAUUUCUUGUUCUAAUAAAUGCCUUUGUCAUAUUUGUCCCCUUGCAAAACAAGUUAAGCUUCCCUUUCCUGUUAGUUCAAUUCGUACCAGGGCACCUUUUGAAUUGAUACAUUGUGAUCUUUGGGGUCAUUUUUCUGUUCCA